Molecule: messenger RNA, 2764 nt
Organism: Tarenaya hassleriana
Lineage: Eukaryota; Viridiplantae; Streptophyta; Magnoliopsida; Brassicales; Cleomaceae
Product: WD repeat-containing protein 44-like
Exons: 6
Coding region: 324-2291 (655 amino acids)
Molecular function (GO): protein binding
Source: RefSeq, a predicted model, not a curated record
CUCUCUCUCUCUCCACGGAUUUCAAGGAAAGCUUGAUCCUUUUAAUUUAAUAUUUUUAUUCGAUCAAUACCCUUUUCUUUCUCUUUUAGUUUUCUUUCUUGCUCGCUAUCUCAAGGUCGAGUUCACAACGGUUGUGAUGAUGAUGACAAUGGCUGCUGCUACUUCUUCGGACCGUGUUUGUUCCGAAGAAAUCUCGUAGAGACGAGAAAACCCAUUUUCCUGUAGGUUGCUUGGUUGGAAGGGGGGACACUACCAGCUAUGGGAAAUCCCCUCUGACAAAAGCAUUGUUCUUUGAACUGGGUUUCAUGGAAUGAACGCCAAGAAUGUUGGGCCAAGAGGAAGACUUGCCUUUCUUUGAUGCCUACGAAGAUAUGGCAUCGAGUUCAAUCCUCACUGGUUCAAAUGAUUCCGAUGGUGGUAGCUUCCUGUUCGAUGUAUGGAACAGCUGCAAUGAAAGUGUAAUGGAGAGGAGGAGGAAGUUCUUGGAGUGGAUGGGAGUUGAUGAAGAGCGUGUCAGACCCGAAAAUUCGGUUUCUGCAAGCGAUGCAGAACCGGAAUUUGAUACAGCUCGAGAGAAUCAAACUGGCCAUGGAGGGUUCAGUAGUUCUAACACCGAUCUUUCGGGUGAGUUGCCUCCUGGAGCAGAUGAAAAUGUACGUGGUGGAUGCGAUGGAACAAGAACGUACAGUUCUUCCAUGGCCUCAUGUUCUAAUUCCAGAAGUUACCAGGGGAAGGAAAGUGAGAAGCAAAGCAAUAUCUUGGGGAUGGUGAAGAGUUUUAAGAAGGGCUGGUUUGGUAGGCUGAGGUCUAUGGGGUGUGCCAUUGAUGAGGAGGUUGAAUCUGGUAGAAUGAGAGCUUCUGGUUAUGGUGGAUUAGGUUCUGUUCACAGGAUUUGCAGAGUUAAGGUUAAGCAUUGUAGGAAGCAGGUGAAGGAAUUCUCCGCAAUUUAUCAGAGACAAAACGUUAAGGCUCACAAAGGUUCGAUCUUGACGAUGAAAUUUAGCUGUGACGGGAAGUAUCUUGCAAGUGCAGGUGAAGACGGGGUUAUUCGUGUGUGGAAAGUAUCCGAGGAUAAGCUAUCCAGACAACGGGAUUUUCCCGAGAUAGAGUCUUCAUGUACGUACUUCGAGGUAGAUGAUGAUCUUUCCCGGUUGAAACCAGUCUCGGUGGACCGGAAGAAAACGAAAACAAAGAUGCCAAAGGGUUUGAGGACAACAUCAGGUUCAGCUUGCGUUGUUUUCCCUUCGAAAGUUUUCCGGAUAAAGGAAAAACCUUUACACGAAUUUCGCGGGCACAAAGGCGAAAUCCUGGACAUUUCCUGGUCAAGUAAUAAUUAUCUUCUUUCGGCGUCUAUGGAUAACGACAUCAGGCUAUGGAGGGUCGGUGGCAACGAUUGUCUCGGAGUUUUCCCCCACAAUAGCUACGUAACCUCAGUACAGUUCAACCCGGCUAACGAAAACUACUUCAUUAGCGGUUCAAUCGAUGGAAAAGUUCGCAUCUGGGAAAUUUCUGGUCGUAGAGUUGUCGAUUGGGCCGAUAACAGAGAGAUCAUCUCCGCAGUGUGUUAUCGUCCGGAUGGACAGGGCGGAAUUAUCGGCUCUCUGACCGGAAAUUGUCGAUUCUUUGACAAGACUGGAGAAUACUUAGAGCUGGACUCUCGGAUACAUAUUCUUAACAAGAAGAAGUCAUUGAAUAAAAGGAUAACUGGGUUCAAGUUUUUGCCACGUGACCCGAGCAAAGUUUUGGUAGUCUCUGCUGAUUCCCAAGUCCGAAUUCUUCAGGGGAAUAACGUGAUCGGAAACUACAAAGGCAUGUGGAAGAACAGAAGCCUCACGUUUAUCUCCCUUACUUCUGAUGGAAAUCAUAAUCAUAUCGUAUCAGCUUGUGAAGAUUCCAAUGUGUACAUAUGGAACAGAGACGACGCUCCCAAAGAAUCGGAUUCUUGCCCGGUGAAAAAGAUCCGAUCUUUCGAACGUUUCUCCACCGAUGCAUCGGUGGCGACGACAUGGUGCGGAUUCCCGGCCGAAAGGGCUUCUCGGCAAGCUCUUCUCCCGUUCCCUUCUCCGCCCUUUUGCUUGUCCCUAGAGGAAGGAUUUGGGAUUGGAAUGGGACCUUCUUCUUUCAAAAGAUGCCCGACUUGGCCAGAAGAAAACCUCCCUGCUGCUAUGCCUGUUUCCCGACACAAGUUCCUCAGCACGAGCUCUCUCGCUUGGGGAACGGUUAUCGUGACCGGAGGUCGGGAUGGACGGAUCAGAACGUUCCAGAACUACGGCCUUCCGGUGGUAACUUAAAAGGGAUCAUAAUCCGAAUCAGAAGCCCAUCGUUCCAUUCCUUUUCAUUCACCUUACGAAGUUAUGGGCUGUUCUGUUGUGUCGGAACAGAUCUGUUCGAAGCACGUUGAUCAAGAAAUGGCGAUAUGGGGACGGAGACAUUGAUGGACUCUGGAAGAUCAGAAGUCUUUGAGAAGGGCCGGUGGAGAUUCUUUUUACACGCGUUUGUUUCCGUCAAUCUCUUCAAUAUUAUAGAAUGAUGAGAAGAAAUCUUCGUGGAUCGUUACGGGUUGUCGAAACAAGACAUUGAAGUUUUGUCGUAACGGAAAUGGCCUUUCUUUUCUGUUUUUUUUUUUGGGGGGGGGGGAUUUUUGGUUGAAUUUCUAACAAUAGAAAGUUUGAUUUAUUCACUAAUAACAGUUCUAACGUAGAUGUUGUAAGAUUAGACGAGAAUAAAGAUAUAAAAUGGAUUGGUUCGAGAUAGGCUUGGAUAA